UGGCUCCCUUCGUCAGUCAGGCCCACCCUGGUCAUGCUUCUCAUUCUUAUGCCAGCUGUGAGCAGUGCCAAGAAGGUGAACUGCUCUGAGCCGAACCAAGUAGCCCUGCUGGAAGGUCUGAGGCCAUUGUUUAACCUGAGCGCCAUACGACCCGUCAUGAACACAUCAACCUGCACCUACGUCGGAACAUACUUCAUCAUGUAUGGGAUACUCGGAGUGUGGUGGGAGAACGAGUUUGUCAGCUGGGACCCAAUCCAGUGCGGCUCUGAGAAGAUUACACUUCCCAGAACCAAGUUUUGGGUGCCAGAUAUUGUUAUCGAUGAAUUUAUGGAUGAAGACACAGCCCCCCUGUCCCAACUGCACUUUGACUUUCACCUCCUACCUCAUCGCUGGAUAUUAUGUUUCUCUAUUCUCUCCUCCCAGCGCGACGUUAAGAUUACCAUGGGGAGGAGUGCAAAGGAAAUAACAGAUCUCUCCAAGAGGUUUAUGAGCACCAUGGGGGAGUGGGAGCUGCUGGAAAUCACCUCCUACAAUGACAGCAGCCAUCUUGGUAGUGAAGACGGGGAUGAGCUUAAAUUUUAUGUGGCAGUGAGGCGCCGGGCCACUCUCUAUGUAGUGAACCUCCUGCUCCCCAGCUGCUUCCUCAUCACAGUGGACCUCUUCAGUUUCCUGAUGCCUCCCCAGGAUGUGGACCGUUCCUCCUUCAAGAUGACACUGAUCUUGGGCUACACUGUCUUCCUGCUCAUCAUGAACGACCUGCUGCCCGUCACUGGAAACACCAUACCUCUCAUUAAUGUGUUCUUCUGUCUCUGCUUGGCUCUAAUGGUGACCAGUGUAGUGGAGAGCAUCCUCAUCACCAACCUGCUCGUUGGCUCUGGUGUCUCCUCUCCAAUCCCCACCUGGGUGCAAGUGCUUGUUAUCCAAAUUCUGGGCCGUCUCGUUUUCCUGACUCCGAAGACUAAAGAACCAAGAGAUGCAGAAAUGAAACCCAACGCUGUGGUGGCACAGGGAAAACCUGAUGAUGAGUUUGCAGAGGAGAUGGGGCCGGUGGUGGAGGACAAGGCUCUUCAGGAGCUGAAGAGCAUUAGUGAGAACCUCCAGGCCAUCCGCCUCCAGGUGGACCAGCAGCUGAGUGGAAGCGAGGGCUCGAAGGAUUGA
Anoplopoma fimbria (sablefish) is the source of this 1158-nucleotide messenger RNA. Its product is annotated as 5-hydroxytryptamine receptor 3C-like. NCBI's taxonomy places the organism in Eukaryota, Metazoa, Chordata, Actinopteri, Perciformes, Anoplopomatidae. The transcript has 9 exons. The record is from RefSeq and is a predicted model, not a curated record. The annotation marks the transcript as partial. Gene Ontology annotation, biological process: nervous system process; chemical synaptic transmission; signal transduction. Gene Ontology annotation, cellular component: membrane; neuron projection; synapse. Gene Ontology annotation, molecular function: extracellular ligand-gated monoatomic ion channel activity; neurotransmitter receptor activity; transmembrane signaling receptor activity.